This is a messenger RNA of Platichthys flesus (European flounder), 2274 nucleotides long. RefSeq names its product yippee-like 5 (gene ypel5). The transcript is spliced from 3 exons. The record is from RefSeq and is a predicted model, not a curated record. NCBI's taxonomy places the organism in Eukaryota, Metazoa, Chordata, Actinopteri, Pleuronectiformes, Pleuronectidae. Bases 188 to 553 code for a protein of 121 amino acids.
GUUGACAGUAGCUCGCGCAGCUCAGACAGGAACAGCUGGAGGAGAAUAACAAAGCCACCGACGACGACACAAACUGCAGAUGUCCGUGUAACACGCGCCUCGUCCGUCCGUGACACCGCCGCUGCUGGGGACACCUCGAGCCGCCGACUCCGACCCGACAGAUCAAUCAUUUUCCAGAGAUCUGACAAUGGGGCGUAUCUUCCUGGACCACAUUGGCGGAACACGCCUCUUCUCCUGCGCCAACUGCGACACCAUCCUGACGAAUCGCUCUGAGCUCAUCUCGACGCGUUUCACAGGAGCCACAGGCCGAGCGUUCCUCUUCAACAAGGUGGUGAACCUGCAGUACAGCGAGGUCCAGGACAGGGUGAUGCUCACCGGCCGGCACAUGGUGAGGGACGUCAGCUGCAAGAACUGCAACAGCAAGCUGGGCUGGAUCUACGAGUUUGCGACCGAGGACAGUCAGCGGUACAAGGAGGGGCGCGUCAUCCUGGAGAGGGCGCUGGUUCGGGAGAGCGAGGGCUUCGAGGAGCACGUCCCCUCCGACACCUCAUGAGCCUCUGAGGUUGAAACCAACUUGAAAGGCUCACUCCUGUGCACUCCUUUCCCUCUCCUCUACCCCUUGUCCCCUGUGCUGCAUGGCGCCACCUGCAGACUUUGUAAUCAGUGAAGUGAUGGCUGACCACCCCCCCCUCCCCCCCGGUCUCUGACCCGUGACCUUAGACCUCUGCUGAUUAGAAAAUUGGCUUGGCUGGAUCUAUUCUGGCUCAAUAGGCUUCCCCCAACAAAUACCUGCGUUGUGAUGUGUCGCAGGGUACACCCCCCACACCCCAUCCCUCCAGAACAGCAGGGGACACUGUUGUAACUUCACUUGUUUACGUGUUCAUACGCAGUCACACAGUCUCAUCAUCGCUCCACACGGCAUGCUCCAAUAGUUGAAUACAUGCACGUGAAUAGACACCAUCAGUCACUGUUUGUUUUGUUUACUUAGAUGACUGUAAACAAAAGUUAGAAACGAGUGUGUUCAUCGUUCUCACACUCGGGCAAAGCAACAAGCCCAGUUCUACACUGCAAUGUCAACAGAACCACAUUUCUUUAUAGGGGCUUGUCCUUCUGUGUCGUGAACUUGGUCUCUCUGUAUCCGUCAUUGGUGAGCCCCAAACACAGUCAAGAGAGAUAGUUGUAAUUUUAUUAGCCUUUAUUUUACCGAAUGUAAAAGUGUUUUCAAAUUUCUGUUCUCAUCCAAAUGAUAAAGCACAGAUUGAUGUCAUGUGUAAGUAUUCAUCGUAGUGUUUGAUUGUGAUGAUGGGCAGGUUUCGCAUGAUGCACAAUUGUUUUGAUUGACAUGACAUUUUUGGGGAUGAACACAAAGUGGCGUUAAAAUGUCCCUAUGCGUCCCAGUUCGUGGUGUGGAAGUGAGCCCCUGUGCCCAGUAGACAACCCGUAGUGUUGAUCCUGUACAGAGUUCAACCAAUCAGCGUCUGUUACUAUGGAUUCUGUGCCUGUGUGUCUUCAGUUAGUCGAGCGGUGACGAGCCAACGGGGCCUCAGGAGUAACACAAUAGAGGUUUCACAAAGAGCCCAUUCUCUAUCUCAACACAGUUUUUGAAACGACAACAAACCAAAAACAUUCUUUAUAAUCCUGAUAUUAGGGCACAUUUCAUUUAGGCGUUCGUUCCUAACAACGCAGAGCUCUGGACUAACAAGUCUUUAAAAUCUGCACCGUGUUCCUGCCCCUGUGUUAUACCAUCUUUGCCCUGUGAAGAUUUCCAAAUGUCACACUGUUAGAAAAAAGAAAUCUCAGUUUUCCUGACAUUUGAGGUUAUUUUUGGACGCAGGCUCGCAGCGCGUGCAUCAUGGCCCCGGUGUAGCAUUGUGCCGUUUCAGAUGUGGUGCCCCGCAGGCGUUACCAGAAUGGAACAGCCUUCACAAGGGAUGCUGUUAAUGCUUGUCCUCACCUUUGCAAGGUCAUGUGAGAGGGUGCAUGUGUCAUUUCUACACUAAAACACAGAGAGGAGGCUGACACCAUCCAUAUCAGCAAGUCAGUGCAGUGUACAGUCAACGGCCAUGACAGAAUAUAGUUCUCACUUAUUCACUUUUAGCGAUUGAUUUUAUUCAAUUUACUCUUUGUUAUUAUUUUAUUGACUGAUUCAUUUAUCUUAGUGUAUUUUUUUCCUGAUUGGAGGUUCAAAGGAAGUUGUUUUCGUGUAUGGCUACGUAAGGAUUUUUCUCUGGUUUGAUUUCUAAAUAAAGAUGCAGUCUUGCUGGGUUCAAUUCA